ACAGCACACACACAUUUCAAACACCAUCUUGCCUCCAAAAGAAGAAGCACUAGCUAGCUUGCCUCUAGCCACCAUUGUUCUCGCCUACAACUCUCACAAUGCUGAGCACCACAUCACACCACAGCAGCAGGCAGCAGCACGCGUUCGACAAAAGCAGCCCAAACCACCACCAUGCAGCGGCCAGGAAGAAGGGCAGCAUAGACAGGAAGCUGCAGCUGCAGGCGAUGAGCCACGCGAGCAAGUAUCUGCAGAGAAUGCUCAUCUACCCGCCGGGCCUCGUCGGGGGCGGCGUCCGGCGGAGUGGCUCCGGCCUCUCGCUGUCAUCGCUGUCGCUGUCGCAGAACUCGAGCGACUCGUCGCUGAGUAGCUCUAACUCCAGCAGCUGGGAGCCCAAGGUGCCGCUGCUCUACGGCGGCACCUUCAGCCCCUGGGGUGAUGUGCUCGUGUCCCUGGAUAGGAGGAGGGGCGAGGACGACGACGACGAUGACAAGGUGAGCGGCCGUGAUGUGGAGGGCGAGGAGUUUGAGUGCGGCAGUGAGCCCGGGAGUUUGCAUAGGUGCAGCUGGAUCACCAAGAAUAGUGAUGAGGCGUACGUCCAGUUCCACGACGAGUCAUGGGGCGUCCCGGUGUACAACGACAACCAACUGUUCGAGCUGCUGGCGCUGUCAGGGAUGCUGAUAGACCACAACUGGACAGAGAUCCUCAAGAGGAGGGACAUGUACAUGGAAGCGUUUGCGAAAUUUGACCCCAACGUGGUAGCAAAGAUGGACGAGAACGACAUCGCCGCGCUCAGCGCCAACAAGGAGCUCAAGCUGGCCGAGUGCAGGGUGCGGUGCGUCAUAGAGAACGCAAAGUGCAUAAGGAAGGUGGCGAAGGAGUUUGGGUCGUUCAGCGGGUACAUCUGGGGCCACAUGAACCACCGGCCGAUGGUGGGCAAGUACAGGCACCACAAGUACAUCCCGCUCCGGACGCCCAAGUCGGAGGCGGUGAGCAAGGACCUCAUCCGGCGGGGAUUCCGGCUCGUCGGCCCUGUCAUCGUCUACAACUUCAUGCAGGCCUCCGGCAUGGUCAUCGACCACCUUGUCGGCUGCUUCCGGUUCUCCGAGUGCGUCCGCCUCGCCGAGCGCUCCUGGGGAAUCACCAACGUCGCCACGUAGACGUAGCCCACUAGCCGAGCCCGACAAUGCCAGCCUCCGGCUCGAUAUCCCAAUGUUUCCCUUACAAGUUUUCAUCUCUUCAGGACGCACAAGAGAGUUGCGUAGUACCUGUGUGUUAUUUAUACCUUUUUUUUUGGAUUUAUUAGUAUUAAAUGGGUUGUGGAAUAUGUGUAGUAGAGUAGUACUAAAUUAUGUUUUUCUUACUGCUACUAGUGGUAGUCAUGGUUUGUAAAUUCCAAGAAUUUAAGUUUUUCAAAUAAGUUAAACAAUA
Molecule: messenger RNA, 1428 nt
Organism: Lolium perenne
Lineage: Eukaryota; Viridiplantae; Streptophyta; Magnoliopsida; Poales; Poaceae
Biological process (GO): base-excision repair
Molecular function (GO): DNA-3-methyladenine glycosylase activity
Source: RefSeq, a predicted model, not a curated record